Messenger RNA from Arachis ipaensis, 774 nucleotides. RefSeq lists its product as uncharacterized. The record is from RefSeq and is a predicted model, not a curated record. NCBI's taxonomy places the organism in Eukaryota, Viridiplantae, Streptophyta, Magnoliopsida, Fabales, Fabaceae.
AUGCCUGGUUCAACUGUCCAAAUAGAAACACGACCACUGUACAACUGGAAUGAGGAGGCGCACGAUGUAAAAAUACUUCAUCGCGUAUUUUGGAGUUUCAAUCCAUGCAUUAGGGCGUUCAGGCAUUGCAAUUCCCUAGUUCAGGUUGACGGCACACACCUAUACAGAAAAUACAAAGAUACACUUCUGGUUGCUGUUGCACAAGAUGAGAAUCAGAACAUUGUGCCUAUCGCUUUUGCCUUGGUGGAAGGGGAGACAGCUGAUGCGUGGCACUUCUUUCUCAGGAAUCUGCGGAUGCAUAUUGUUAGAAAGGAUGGUGUGGGUAUAAUCUCAGACCGACAUGAGUCAAUCCGGGCAGCAGUAAAUCGUUCCGGAGGUGACUGGCAACCUCCAAGAGCAUGGUGGAUAUUUUGUAUAAAGCACAUCGACAGCAACUUCCUAAGGGCAUUCAAAGUCCCUCACUUGCAAAAACUUGUUGUCAAUAUAGGGUAUUCAAGAACGGUGGAGGAGUACAACAUCAACUAUAAGAGGUUGGAAGAGCGAGGCGAGGCAUAUGCCAGGUGGUGCAAUGCCAUUGGGCUCAGACAUUGGGUAUUGGCAUUCGACGAGGGACAUCGAUGGGGCCAUAUGACGAUGAACCUUGUCGAGUGCAUUAACUCAGUGUUGAAGGGUGCCCGUAAUCUACCUGUGGUGGCGCUGAUCCGAGCAACAUAUUAUCGGUUAAAUGAACUUUUUACGCGGAAAAGUGCCACACACCUCAAGAUGUCCAUGUAA